UUGCGUGAAUGGCUAAAGAGCAACAUCGCGAGCGACGCGACGAGUGCAAUUUAUAAAUAACAAUAAUUUAGGCAUAAGUUAAUAAUAAAUAGUAGUAGUGUGUUUACACAAAAGUGAUGACGGCAAGAGAGAACGAGGUGCAGCUUUUCAACCGGGGCGAAAGAGUCCUGUGCUACGAACCCGACGAAUCGAAGGCGAGGGUUUUGUACGUCAGUAAGGUAUUGGCCGUGUAUGAGCAAAGAGACGAGGCAAAUUACACGUACUUUGAAUACAAAAUUCAUUUUCAAGGCUGGAGCUCAAGCUGGGAUCGAAAUGUGCGCGCCUCCGGUCUUUUAAAAGACAACGAAGAGAAUCGCAAACUUCAGCGUGAACUGGCAGAAGCCGCGCAGCUACAAAAAAGUGGCGGCUACUCAUAUAAAGACACUAAGACACCCACUUUGCCGGCAAGUAAAAAGCAACGAUUGACGCGAGGUGGUGCUGGUAAUCUCGAGGAUUCGCUUGGUGAUCCUCUGGACAUAUCCCAGGAUUUUUCACAUAAAAACGCGCGCUCUCGAGAGAACAGUGGGAAUCGAGCACGCGAUUCGAGCGGUGGUCGGAAAGCGGACAAAACCGGCGCAGCAGCAGGUGCAGCAGAUGCCAGCGGAAUGAGGGAGACACGGAAAGCAGCACGCGGCGGUGGUCGCAAAGGUGGCAAGUCGAUUUUCAGCAUGCGCACGCCACAGAAAGAGUCAGCGAACAACAUGACGAUGGAUGAGGAUAAGUUUAUCAAUCAGGAUGAUCGUGUGAUGCUGCGCAUUAGUGAACGAUUACGCGGUUACAUGGAGUAUGAUUACAACAUGGUCUGUAUGCUGGGCAAGCAGCAUGCGCUGCCCGCUCGCAUGCCCCUUGUGACCAUACUUGAGAACUUUGUGAAGCAGCGCGCUGUGGAGCUGGCGAUUAGCAUCAAACAGGACAGUUCACGGGGUCGCGUCACGACCAGUCGAAAUGCGCGCAUGGAGCGUGAAUACGAUCGUGUAAUGUCCAUUGUUUGCAUGCUGAAGGAAGUUGUUGACGGAUUGCGCAUCUAUUUCGAGUUUCAUCUUGAGGAUCACCUGCUCUAUAAGGAGGAGAAAGACUAUGUACACAGGCAUUUAACCGAUGACAAUUUAAAGAACUGCAGCAUCAUGCUGAACAACGCUGCUGUCUAUGUCAAUGCCGAUGCGGAGUUGAUUACGCAGAGUGCGAUAGUGAAUGGCGAUGACGAGAAUGAGCAUGUUUUUGGCGGCGUUGAGUACAAGAAGCAGCGAGAUAAAUACCUCGAGUACAUUGUUAAUAACAGUGGCAAGAAUAGCAUGGCUCUCGCCUACGAUGAACGCAACUCACCUUAUAAGGCAGCCGACAAGCUGCCUUUCGAAAUGUACGGCUUUCUCUGUGAGACCUUCAACUGGAGAUUGUUGUCCGCAGAAUCGCGGCCUGAGAAAUCCAUGAUGUUUGGCGCACCGCAUCUGGCGCGUUUAUUGGUUAAGUUGCCUGAAUAUCUGAAUGUUUCGCCCAUAUCCAAUGAAAAGCUGGAAGAUCUGCUAAAACAUUUAAACUCAUUCAUCAAUUAUUUAGAGAACCAUGAGGAAUGGUUUGAUAAGGAGAACUAUGUACAUCCAGCUGUGAACCAGGAACAGCUGCAACAGGAGCUGCUCGAAUCUCUAGAGUAGUCAAGCAGAGAUUUCAAGUCUGGUAGUUUUAGAUAGUUGUUAAGCUACUGCCAGGGGAAAGUAAAAGAGAAAGUCUUUUAUAAAGUCGAUUAGAUUUUAAGAUUUUUUUUUAUUAUUGUAUUUUAUUUAUUAUGCAUUUUUAAAGCUUGCUUUUUUGUUUGUAUUUUUUUUAGAAUUGUAGUUGUCAUUUUGUUCAGUAUCAAUAUCAAUACGUAUACUUUUAUCAAUUAACAAUAAUGUUUUAUGAUUUUGGUUUUCAUUUGCAUUUUGUUUUAACUACACAAGUUGUAAAUAACGCGCUGUCUAUAAAAAAACCUACACAUGUAUAAUCGAAUAAUGUCUAAAGCUAAUUGUUAAUGUUAAUAUAUGGAAAAGACAAUUGUAACUUUUUUUUUCAUUUUUUUUUUGUGUGUUCUCCUAAGACCUAAGUUAGAGUUGAAUAGUUUAACGUCUAGUAUUUUGUCUUUAAUAUCUUUUUUUUUUGUAAAUGUGUAUUUUGUGCUCAAAUAUAUUAAGAAUUUUCAACGA
Molecule: messenger RNA, 2216 nt
Organism: Drosophila nasuta
Lineage: Eukaryota; Metazoa; Arthropoda; Insecta; Diptera; Drosophilidae
Gene: msl-3
Product: male-specific lethal 3
Exons: 6
Coding region: 117-1688 (523 amino acids)
Biological process (GO): regulation of DNA-templated transcription; chromatin organization
Cellular component (GO): MSL complex; nucleus; NuA4 histone acetyltransferase complex
Source: RefSeq, a predicted model, not a curated record